AUGGCCGAACAAAUGGGUACCCCUAAUUCCAGUGCUGACCUUUCAGUAAAUGGAGGCAAGAAUUCUGCACCAAAAGAUAAGAAUUGUCCGUUCUGUCAUCAAGCAUUUACCUCAUCCUCACUUGGCCGCCAUCUCGAUCUUUAUAUAAAAGAGAAGAAUCCCAAAGCGGCAGAUGGUAUACAUAGUGUGGAUGAAAUAAGGAAGCUUCGUGGAGGUAUUACCAGGCGGCAGCCACGUAAUUCUACAUCGAGAAGGGAAGAUUCGACACCCGCAGGGACACCUGGGGGGUCGGAAAGGAGAAGUCCUAAUAAUGAUUCGGAUAUGACAGGGAGUGACUCUCCAAGCUUGAGAAGAGAUGAUGGCGCGGCCCUGAAUAUGAUGUGUAUGUCAAGGGGGGUACCAACCCAGAUGGGCAAUCGAAGAACCAACUUUGUUGUAAAUGGCGGUACGUGGGAGUCAACGGGGGUCAUGAAUCACAUACCUCAAGCACGAAACGGCGAACCUGCUCGAAGUUGGGAUGGAGAUGAGUCCAGAGAUGGGACUAGAAGAUUAGAUGGCAGGAAUAGGUCUGUCAGCAAACAAAUGCUUGCGAAAACGACAUUUGAACAGAAACAAAAGAUGAUGGAAGCUUUGGAUAAUGCAAAAGCGGCAGAAUUAGCCUUGAGGGAACUUUUAGGAAGUUUUAGAGCGGCCAAACAACGAAUCGAAGGGCCCAACAUUUUUGAUUACGAUCCUUUUAGCUUGGAUUUCCCUGCUCUUACACUCCAUUGUCUGCCACCGCCACCAACCCUCUACGCGUCCACUCCUAUCCCGAACUCUUCAUCGUGGUCUAUCCUUCCCCCAGAUGAAUUACAAUACCAAGCAUUGCGGAAGCACUUCUCCUCGGAGUUCCAUCGCUACCGCAUUUCAAUAUCCAUUGCUACGACAGCUCCACAAGACGAUCUAUCAUAUCCCCCGCAAGAGAGUUUCAAUCUCGAGAACCUUGCUGCACUACAUCAGCAAGCGGAAGCAGAUGCUCAAAGCAUGGAGGCUAGGAUUUCCGAGCACUUACAUUCAAUGUUUGGACACUGGAACUCAUUACCCCCGAAUACAAGGACUGAACUUUGGACUCUCGAAUUAGCUCGUAAUAUUGGUCGGAAGUCUGAAGAAAUAUCCAAGUUGAAGAAGGAAAAGGAACUCUUACAACAGGAAACUGCCCACUCAAAAUUACAAGUCGAGGAAUUGAGUCGGUUACAACAACCUAGAGAGUUCAGGAUACAACCACCUUCACCAAUACCUAUUGACUCAGGUCUUAUGGCCGAAAUUGGGAAAAACGGAACGAACUAUAAAGCCGUUGGUUUUCAACUCAUGGAUCGAAGUUUGCAUAUUGAUACAGCAGUGGAACGAGCAAUUGGUCGCUGGAAAGGUGUUGUUAAGCAAGCUCGAGGUGGAUCUGGACAGUCCGGGUCUGCUGGCAUGGCUGCACAAAAGCCACUUGAGAGUAACGUCAACGAAGGAUUACCUCCCUCGAAUGCACCACAACUUAACUCGACAAUAACAAGUCAACCGUUACAAGAGGAUACGCAGGAUAUUGGAAGCGACCAGGAUGCAGAUGGGGAUGCAGAUAUGGAAGAAGAUGAUACAUUCGUCGAUAUGACAGAUGUUAAUGCUGCUGUUCAACGUGCACCUGAAGCACCAAUGUCCAACACAACAAAUUUCCGGUUGGCAAAUGGAGGAAUUAAUAUGCAGGGUGUUAAUGCUGGUGGUAAUUCAAGAGGGAACGUAAUGGAGGGUAUUGAGAAUCAAACCCACGUGCAGGGAUAUGUGAGAAUUGGAGCCUGA
Molecule: messenger RNA, 1821 nt
Organism: Sclerotinia sclerotiorum 1980 UF-70
Lineage: Eukaryota; Fungi; Ascomycota; Leotiomycetes; Helotiales; Sclerotiniaceae
Exons: 2
Coding region: 1-1821 (606 amino acids)
Source: RefSeq, a predicted model, not a curated record